Populus nigra (black poplar) is the source of this 2879-nucleotide messenger RNA. Its product is annotated as cell division control protein 48 homolog C. Gene Ontology annotation, cellular component: nucleus. Lineage: Eukaryota; Viridiplantae; Streptophyta; Magnoliopsida; Malpighiales; Salicaceae. Gene Ontology annotation, biological process: ribosome biogenesis. Gene Ontology annotation, molecular function: ATP hydrolysis activity; ATP binding; RNA binding. Bases 87 to 2552 code for a protein of 821 amino acids. The record is from RefSeq and is a predicted model, not a curated record. The transcript has 10 exons.
CUCUCACAAAAAAGCGGCUCUUCUCCUCUUUUAACUCUACCACCGCUGCCGCUAAACACCUCGAGCAUCCACAGUAUCGCAAAAAAAUGGGAAGCGGAAGAAGAAGAAGCGGCGGUGGUGGCGGGGGAAGCGGGGGAGGAAGAAACCAAAGACUGCUUAAACACCACAUAGACACCUGUAACAAAAAAUUCACCACAACAGACGACAUAGUCCACCACCUCCGCAAUAGCUACCCCAAUUACCGCCGCAUGGAACUCAAAACCCUAACUCGCCUCGUCCAGCAAACCCAAAACCAACAAACACCGCCGCCGAAGAAAUUCAGAAAACAUGAAUUGGAAACAGAAUCCGAUUCCGACGACGAAGAAGCAAACCUUAGCACGACUGUGAGUAAGAAGCAGAAGCGAAUUGAUGAGAGUGAAGAGAAAUUGAUGCAGAUUGAAAAUGCGUAUUCUAGAAGAAGGAGUCGAAAUCGGGGCCCGAUUUUGGUUUCGAGUUCGGAUACGGAGUCCAGUUCGGAGUCGGAUUCGGAUUCUUCGACGUCAUUAGAGCCACCGAAGUUUGAUUUGAUGAAAUCAAUGUUAAGGGAAAGUUAUGGAGUGGCGGAGAAAAAUAUGGAAGUUGAGCUUGCUAAUGAUAGAAAAGAAAGUAUUACUAGUAAAGUUGACAUGAUUCAGAGAAAUAGAGGGGUAGGAAAGCGAAAAGGAGAGGACUUGGAGGGUAGUUUGGGGAAACUGAAAGGUGGGCUUGGUGAGGAUGCGAAGGGGAAGGAAGGGGGGCCGAGGUUUAAGGAUUUAGGGGGUUUGAGUGGGAUUUUAGAGGAGUUGGAAAUGGAGGUGUUUUUGCCAUUGUAUCAUCCAAAUGUGCCGCUGAGACUUGGGGUUAGUCCUAUAAGUGGGAUUUUGUUACAUGGGCCACCUGGGUGUGGGAAGACUAAGUUGGCUCAUGCUAUUGCGAAUGAGACUGGGGUGCCUUUUUACAAGAUUUCUGCUACUGAGGUUGUUUCUGGUGUUUCAGGUGCAUCAGAAGAAAAUAUCCGAGAUCUUUUCUCUAAAGCAUACAGGACUGCACCAUCUAUCAUUUUUAUUGAUGAGAUUGAUGCAAUUGCUUCAAAGAGAGAGAAUUUACAGAGAGAGAUGGAGAGAAGGAUUGUGACACAAUUGAUGACUUGCAUGGAUGAACAUCACAGGCUAGGACAGUCAUCUGAUGACAGUUCAAGUUCAGAAAGCUCCAAUCGAAUACCUGGAAAUGUUCUUGUUAUUGGAGCUACAAAUAGGCCUGACGCUGUUGACCCUGCACUAAGGAGGCCUGGGAGAUUUGAUCGCGAGAUUAAUUUAGGUGUUCCGGAUGAGAAAGCUAGGGUUCAAAUUCUUUCAGUGCUUACUAAAAAUUGUACUCUUGAGGGUUCUCUUGAUAUUUUGCAAAUAGCUAGGUCUACACCAGGUUUUGUUGGAGCUGAUUUGAAUGCUUUGGUUAACACGGCUGGUAAUCUUGCAAUGAGGAGAGUUGCUUCCAGGAGAAAAUCUGAGCUAUCAGGACAAUUGACAGAGAAGGAAGACAAUGAGGAUUGGUGGAAGCAACCUUGGUCGCCUGAGGAGAUGGAAAAGCUUGCCAUCACAAUGGCUGAUUUCGAGAAAGCAGCCAAGCUAGUUCAGCCCUCAUCGAAAAGAGAAGGAUUCUCUACUAUCCCUAAUGUCAAAUGGGAAGAUGUCGGUGGCCUUGAUGAUAUAAGGGAUGAGUUUGACCUCUAUAUCAUUAGUCGUAUAAAGUAUCCUGAUGAUUAUCAGAAAUUUGGAGUGAAUUUAGAGACAGGGAUUUUGCUCUACGGACCUCCUGGCUGUGGCAAAACAAUGAUCGCUAAGGCUGCUGCUAACGAGGCAGGAGCUAACUUCAUUCAUGUGAAGGGUCCUGAACUUCUGAAUAAGUAUGUUGGAGAAAGCGAACUGGCUGUCAGGACGUUAUUCAGUCGUGCAAGAACGUGCUCGCCAUGCAUAAUCUUCUUCGAUGAGGUGGAUGCUUUGACAACAAUGCGUGGAAAAGAAGGGGGGUGGGUCGUUGAGAGGCUCUUAAAUCAGUUGCUUAUAGAGUUAGAUGGUGCAGAUCAGCGCCCUGGUAUUUUUAUCAUUGGUGCCACUAACAGACCUGAGGUGAUGGACCCUGCUGUCCUGCGGCCUGGUAGGUUUGGCAAACUUCUUUAUGUCCCUCUGCCAAGUUCAGAGGACCGUGGAUUGAUCUUAAAGGCUCUCGCUAAAGGAAAACCUAUUGAUCCUAGUGUCGACUUGGCUGCCAUCGGUCAAAUGGAGGCUUGUAAAAAUUUUAGCGGGGCUGAUCUUAGGAAGCUGAUGGAGGAAGCCGCAAUGACUGCUUUGAAGGAGGCCAAGAGACAAAGAUGUUUGAAUGAGACUUCAGUAACAAUCACGGCCGCACAAAAUGAGCCAGCAGUUAAUAUCACAGCCACUCAUUUUGAGCAAGCCCUUGGUAAAAUUUCACCAUCCGUGUCAGAGAAGCAAAUACAAUAUUACAAAGCUUGGUCAGAGAGUUUCAAAGCAACAUGAGAAGAGACGUAAACUGGCUUUUGAUGAUCGAUAGAAGAUAUUGAGCAAGAAAUCCUUGAACAUAACUUAUUGCUUGCAUCGACGAUCUGUCGGUGAAAAUUUUGCUAGUCCUUUCACCAGAAUUUAGUUGCACCAAGUUAUUUGGAGGUGCGGGAAGCUGUCUCCUGUGUGGAAAUUUUGUUUUUGUUUUUGUAUUUUUGUGUUGCCAUUUUCUUCUCUUCACAUGUUUGUUGAGGCAGAUGACAAAAGCCCAAUCGUACUUUUACCAAUACACAUGCUAAAAAGGUGUGCUCUUUGAAUGAAAUAAAAGGAUUGCCUUGUCCUUUC